Molecule: messenger RNA, 6873 nt
Organism: Ilyonectria robusta
Lineage: Eukaryota; Fungi; Ascomycota; Sordariomycetes; Hypocreales; Nectriaceae
Product: cohesin loading factor-domain-containing protein
Exons: 8
Coding region: 1-6873 (2290 amino acids)
Biological process (GO): mitotic sister chromatid cohesion
Molecular function (GO): protein binding
Source: RefSeq, a predicted model, not a curated record
AUGGUGCCAGCACCACUACCGCUCCCAACGCGGUUCCCGUGCUGGUGCAGAGCUGUCUAUUCUUGGGGAGGAGAGUCCAAACGCGAUCUCGGAUUCAUCGAAGGCGACUUAAUCGAGUGUCUAAACGCUGGCGAUGGAUCGUGGUGGGUGGGCAGACUCUACCGCGACCGAAGAACAGUCGGCUCUUUUCCGUCCAACUUUGUCGAAGUUCUUCCUUCAGAUUUCCGACCGACGACGAAAUCCGUAAGCCCUCUUGCUGGAAACACGCCCCCGAGCACCGCUCCCACCAAGUCCAAGACGUUCCGAAAGCCCUUUGAAGCAUACGCCAAGGCCCCCCAUUACACAACUGCAAAACAACCCGAGGUCCUUCGAGAGGCGCCCAAAUCCCGAACACGGCAAGACUCGAGCGCCUCCUACGCCCAAAGUACUCACGAGGUUGAGAGAGCUCCUUCACCAGCCCCGCCACACAAUCACGGCUCCAGGGCUCCAUCACCAGCUCCAUCUCAUGGCUAUGGCUCCCGAAACCCUUCACCAGCCCCCCCUCUUAGAUACGGCGGCUCAAGGGGUCCAUCUCCCGCUCCACCUCACGGCUAUGGGUCAAGAGCUCCAUCCCCAGCACCGCACCACGGCUACGGAUCAAGGGCCCCAUCUCCCGCACCACCUCCUGGUCCCUCCCCCGCUCCUCCUCAUGGAUACGGCGCAAGAGGUCCUUCACCAGCUCCACCUCAUGGAUACGGCGCAAGAGCUCAUUCACCUUCUCCCCCUCAUGUGUAUCCUGGUAGAGGUCCCUCGCCAGCCCCUUCAUUUCGCCCUCAGAGCUUCCGCGGAAGCCAGGAACGAUCUGCCUCACCUCCUCCACCUGCGCCGCCGCCCCAUCGGCACGUCACUCGAACAGGAUCCAAUGACUUGCACCGCGGAUCGAUGGAUAUAGUCCGUCAGGGAUCUAACGCUUCAUACCGCUACGACGUUUCAAGGCAAAACUCUCACAACUCUUACAGACCUCCCCCUCCUCCAGCUGCUCCAGUGCGACACGAUUCACGAGCGUCAUUUGACGACAGAAAUUACAUCCCCUACACACCCGGCGCGGUGUCGCCCGCCCCACCUUCCCCAGCUGGAGGGAUGACGCCCUCACCACUCAGAGAAGCAAUGGACGGGGUCAUGGAGCAGUUGGGUCAGUUGGGAGGUCUUAGUAGCUCUCGAAACGAUGAGACUCCGGAUGCCGCUAUUGAUCCUUGGUCCCCAGAAUCAUUUGACAUGGUGUCCCGUGGAUCACAACGCAGAAACCAAGAACGAUCACGGCCGAGAACAUCGUUGGGUAUAGCACAUCCAGACGAAGGUUACGAGACCUGGAGCGGCGAGUCUUCCCAAGAGGUAUCUUACCAGAGCGGCUCUCGUGGUGACGAUAAGUUGAGCAGCUAUGUCGAUCGCAUGGAGAAGCGGUUCCAGCAACUGCACCACAAUAACCCCAAGGUUGAAGACGACGUCCCGCCACCUCCACCUCCUAAAAACCUACCAUUCGAGCGGCCCAAGUCUUCAAUGGGGGGCUCGGUUACAUCUGAACGAAAAUUGCGAUCUCGAAAGUCGGCAUAUGAGAUCGGUCGGGGGAUUGCACGGACAUAUACGACCAAGACCAAUGCCACCAACUCCUCAUCUGGAAACCAAAGCAACACCAGUUCGUCCACCCAGAGUAGUGCACGAACAUUGUGGAGCGGUGCUUCGGCAGGUGCAUUUAGUUCAACCAGCGCUGGAAGCCUUGCUAGAAUCGGGAACCGCGCUCAGAGCGCCCUGGGUAUGCGAGACGUAGACGUGGACAGGCCAGAAACGCCAUUCACAGGCGUCACAUAUCACAGUAGUCACGCUAGCAAUGCCGCUGCCGCUCGGCCACAGCCUCAGACUGGGUUCCAUGAUGAGGGACUGGGAGGAUUGGUUCAGCCAAAGCCUGCCAAGAGGAAUAUAUUCCGCAAGAUUCUUGACACCGCGAAGACUGGCGUGGCCAGCAGCCGAGGCGGCCUCGUGUCCGGUGGUCUUACAGGCUCUGAGUCAACAAGUCGAUCGCCAUUCGCUCGAUCACUACCACCAGGUGCUUCACCCAUGCCUGGAAUGGGCAACUCAACCCACGGGCGAGAUGCUGCGACCGACAUGGGCCUCGGCGCGGGGGUGGACUGGGUCCAAGUGCGUCGCGAUGUCAAUCGAUCCAAUUCUAUCAGCAAGAACGAGCAGAUCGACCGUCGCGAACGCUGUCAAAUGAUGGAUCAUCCUGCACUGAACCCUGUCGAUGAGCUCUAUGAAGCUGUUGAAGGAGAUGAGGGCGCAGAUGGAGAGCCGGUGGAUGAGCCCACCAACUAUCAGAACAUCAACCUCACCCAGGUUGACAAGAACUCACGAUUCGUCAGUGGUCUUCCCAGCACCACAACAGCCGCUACUCUAGCCUCUACUUAUGUCUGCCGACCGUUCCGGAGCGAUGUGCAACGACUACGAGCCAUUUUUACGUGGGUAUCGGAAAAGAUUUGCUGGGAGGAAGACUUUGAAGGAGAAAUUGACACACGCCGCGUGAUUUCUUCCAAGAGAGGUUGUGCUGAAGAGUACGCUGUGCUGGUGUCAGAGAUGUGUGCCGCAGUCGGUAUCCAUUGCGAGAUUGUGCGUGGUUAUCUCAAAUCUCCUGGCGAGGUUGCUGAGAUCAACAUCAUGCCCCGACCAAACCACUGGUGGAACGCCGUCGUGGUGGAUAAUGAAUGGCGCAUGAUAGACUGCUGUGUCGCCAGCCCGUCGUAUCCCCGACGCGGGCUUUACUCGAAUGCAGCAACCACGACAGCUGACCCAUGGUGGUUUCUCACCCGACCGCUCGAGAUCUGCUGGACGCACAUUCCCGAGCACCACAGUCAACAACAUAUCGUGCCUCCAGUGGCCCAUGAGACGCUGCUGAACUUGCCAUGUACCUCGGCCCCCUUCUUCCGCCACGGAUUCGAGAUGGUGGAUUACAACACUUCAUUGAACCGGAUAGAGGAUCUGGAAAUGGUCCACGUCAAGUUCAACGUACCAGCAGAUGUUGAGAUUGCAGCCGAAGUUGAGGUGCGAGGGUACUCGCGAGAUUCUGAUGGUGACUAUUUUGAGAGCGGAGAAGUGGUCAAGAAGCGAGUUCUGGCCCAAGCUGAGUGGUUCAAUGGAAUCAAGCGGUACACCGUCAAGGCCCUCCUGCCGGGGGAUGAGGGUCAGGGCACUCUGAAGGUUUACGCUGGCAAGCGAGGAUUGAUGCACAGUAUCAAGGACAUCCCUCACCCCUUGGCAUUUUCCCUGCCGAUCGUUCACACUGGCGAGAACCCUCCAUACGAAUUUGUGACGAGACACCCUACUCCUCAUGCGCAGCGGCACGACAUCUACGUCGUUCAGCCUCAAUGUCAAAGACUGGCUCUGAACAACACGUUCGUCUUUGCUAUCAGACAACAUCCCAGUUCCUUGGCAAACGGACCGCAGUCAAAUCUAACGCCAUCCUCGAACCCCGGUGGAACAAGCCCCAUUCCCUUUGCUCGUCCGGGGUCUGCCAUGAGCAUCAACGCCUCUAGUGUCGGCGGCUCUCAACCCAGCUCUGCUAGUGGCACGGUGGCAGGAAGAAAGCCUGCAAAGCUCGCGAUUCAAACACCAGGAGGCAAAAUUCUCCGUCUUAUGAGGAAGGAGGACCGCAAAGGUAUCCACGUGGGCAGCAGAUCGUUAACAAUUGGAGACGAUGUCAGCGAUGGAGGCACAUGGGAGACCAUCAUCAAGUGUUCGGAAAAGGGUGUUUGGAGAGGACUUGCCUUCCACGGCCAGGGCCAGCAGGGCCAGCAGCCGGCGAUGCCGUCGCCGGCGGGCAUCAACUCGUCGCCGACGUACAUUGCGAGCAAUGGCGCCAACGGCACCGCCGCGGCAGGAGGGGCAGGAGGAUUCCAGCAGGCGUAUGGGAAUCAGCAGCAGCAGUAUUAUCCGGUUCAGGGGCAGCAGCAGCAGCAGCAGCAGUAUCUCUCCCAGCUGCAGCAACAACAGAUGGCGCAAUUUGGUGGCAUGCCUUACCAGGGCUACGAUGCCACCGCGCAGCCGUUCGUGGGUGGUGGGCAUCACCAGAUGCAUCAACAGGUUGCUGCGUCGCAGUACGUGCCUCCUUCGAAUGUGUGGCAGCAGCAGCAGCAGUCGUCACAGCAGCAAAUGAUGUAUCAGCAGCAUUUCCAGCAGCAGCAACACACGCCGCAGAUGUAUCAGAGGCAUGUCGCGUCGCCGCAACAGCAAAGGACGCAGCAGAUGCCUUCGCCACAGCCCAGGACGCCAUCUUUGCCUCCGCAGCAGGGGUAUCAACUUCCAUCGCAACAGCAGCAGCAUCAUCAGCAAUACCAGCAGCAGCAGUCCAAUCAUCAGAUCCAUCAACAACAGCACCAGCCGCAGCACCAAUCCCAACGAAGCCAGGUGCAACAAGCGAGCCAACGACUUGCCCAGCAGCAGGGACAACAACCUAUGCAACGGCGAGUUAGCCACCAACAGACUCAGCAAACUGUUCAAAAUGUUCAAAUGCCUACUCCUCAGCCCAUGCAGCAACCCGUACACGAAUCCGUUCCAGAACCCGCUCCCGAACCCGUCCCCGAACCCAUUUCCGAACUCAUCCCUGAGCUGGUGCAACAACCACCGUCUCAGCCUAUACAACACUACGUAAACCUACAAGACAUACAACAACUGCCCCCACCUCCGCCCGCCAUGAGUCAGUCUCCGAGCACCCUGAUAGACCAGCCGAUGCUCGAUACCAUCCACGUCCAGCCGUCACAGCUGGAAACCAUAACUGUCAAACCUAUGGAUAUUAUGAUCAACAAGACUCCGCAACCGCAGAAGGCGGGGACGGUCACUCCCCGGAUCAAGCCGAGCCCUCAUUCUUCGGUCACCAACUCUCCAGCCCUCACAGCGCGUUCCCCCAGCAUCACCAAGAAGUCGCCCGCCAUCCCCCCGAAGGCCCGACCCGUCGACACUGUUCAGAUUAUGGUGGCUGUUGCGGAAGAAUGCUUCGACAAGGCGCGAGCUUCGGUGCACGAUGUGGCCAUGCACUUGGAACCCACUCGCGUGGAUGAGUACCAGAACUUGAUCACGACGGGCUUAGCAUGCUUAGAAGCGUCUCUACAAGGUAGCCGACUCUCCCCACGCCAAGAGGCCAGGAUGCGGCUGAGAUAUGCCGCUGUACUCCUCGAGGAGACGGAGAACCUGAUGGAGGCUGAGACGGCGCUCACCAAGGGCAUCACGCUUUGUGACAAGCAUCGCUUGUUCGAUUUGAAGUAUUGCAUGCAGUACAUCAUGCUGAAAGUCUUGUUUCAGCGAAGUCACAAGGCUGCCUUGAACGCCGUUGAUCGUCACAUCUCUGACUGUGAAGCUUUCAAACAUGUCCACUGGGUCUAUGCCUUUAAAUUAUUAAAGGCCACUUUCUACAUGGAAGUCGGACAAACGGCAGACGCGAGCGCCCUCGAGAACAUUCGCUCUAUCCAAGUCAUCGCCAACACGCGCGGCGACAACGCGAUCAGCGCUUUCGCUUCAAUCCUCGAGGGCCUCGCUCUCCUUAAGGCCUCCAAGGAUGGCGGCAACAUCGAAAAGGUUCAAACUUGCAUCGCCCACGCUGCCAAGUUCCAGUUCGAUCCGUCCGUCCAAAUCAUCCAGCUCGACAUGCUCACCCUCCUCCUCGACCUGGCCUCCAGCAUCAACCAGCAAAGCCCCGAAGUCACCUCGCAGAAACUGCGUUCGUUGCAGAAAAGGCUCGAUGAAUGUGGUUCGUGGCACAACGUCAAGGCGGACUUUCUUGUUCCGGUGAAAAAGCAACCGUCGACGGCGCAGACGAUCAGCGGCGAUACGGCGGCCAUCAUCCGGGGAGGGGAUAGCAAUACACCCACAGAUUUCUUGGUUGUCUCAUUCAUGACGAAGAUGGAAUUAACGUCACUUGUGUUCACCUUCAGCGGUUUAACGAAUGUACACAGAACAUCUUCCCACGGUCCAAAGUCGGCCGAAUUUUGGCGGGAAGGCCUCAAGAUUCUCGAUGCCUGGGACACCACAACUACAGGGAUCCGCUACGGCCCGUCUACGUCAUUGCAAGAGGCCAUCAGGCAGCGGGAGUGGCGAACCGAAGCUCAGGCUUACCUCAACAUCCUGCUCGGCCUGCUCGCGGCCAGUCAAUGCCAGUGGGACACGGUCAAGCAAUUUAUGGCGAAACUGGAUGCUCUCAUUACACCAUCUACGCAAAGCAUCCUACGGUUGCUCUCCAUCUAUCUAUCCGGGGUGUACCACCAAGGUACCGGGGACCUCCAGAACGCCAUCUCCGUCUUCCGAAACCCCUUAUUCAACAUCUCGCAACGCGGUACGGGCAUCAAGGCGGCGCACCGGGAGAUGGCUCUGCUCGCAGGCCUAAACCGGCUCUGGAUUAUGCAGCAUCCCGAUCAGCGCGACGACCUGGAAACGCUUGAUCUAAUCGAGGAGCUCCAGCCCUUGUGCUCCAUGCACCCUAACUUCGACCUGCGCACCGCAUGGCAUAAUGUCAUGGCCGCCCUCGUUACUGAUCCUCCGCAGCAGCUGAACCAACGGAAGCAGCACAUUCAGGCUGCCAUGGGCGGUUCCAGGGCCACAAACAAUGUCCUAGGCGCCGCUGUCACGCUGGCUAUUAUGAGAAGCCGGCUAUUCGAGAACGUCAUCGGCGAACAGGCCCUGAAGAGCGCCAUGGCGGCAGCCAAGCAGGCGCAACGCAGUGGCAACGUACUGUGGCAGAGCGUCGCGGAUGGGAUGCUGGCACAGUCGCACGAGGUGCAGGGCCAGCACAUGGAGGCGGCUCGGGAGUGGGACAAGGCGACGAGGGAGGCGAAAGAGGCAUUUUACGGGCGUUGCUGA